Messenger RNA from Blepharisma stoltei, 258 nucleotides. Lineage: Eukaryota; Ciliophora; Heterotrichea; Heterotrichida; Blepharismidae. The record is from the annotation of a GenBank genome assembly.
AUGGAGCUUUUUCCUGAAGAGUUAACAAACGCUUUUGAAUUUAAGGAUCACCUCAAUUUUGGAGGUUAUGGAACUAUCUAUAGAGCCAUGAAGAGAAGCAAUAGAAAAAUGUACGCAAUAAAGGCUGUAGCCAGAGCUAGCACAGGGUCAAGCUGGAAGGACAUUGGAGCUGAGUUGCAAGUACUCUCAUGGGUCAAUCCAUAUAAGCUUCGCUUAGACUCUUUUUUUGUUAAAGACGAAACUUUCUUCAUGUCAUAG